This is a messenger RNA of Pelodiscus sinensis (Chinese soft-shelled turtle), 778 nucleotides long. Its product is annotated as killer cell lectin-like receptor subfamily B member 1B allele A. The record is from RefSeq and is a predicted model, not a curated record. Lineage: Eukaryota; Metazoa; Chordata; Testudines; Trionychidae. Gene Ontology annotation, biological process: regulation of natural killer cell mediated cytotoxicity. Gene Ontology annotation, cellular component: cell surface; plasma membrane. Gene Ontology annotation, molecular function: signaling receptor activity.
CCUGGUGGCAUCAUGUUGCUGUGGGGGCCGGAUGGGCAGGGAACUUCUUCCUGACAAUAGCUGUGAUAGUGCUGGGGGUUUGGGUUUCCCAGUUGCGUGUCUCUUGUGAAGGACGGACCAGGAUGGCUCUGAAUACAUCCGAGAAGAGUGAAAGCAGAAUCGUCAAUUGCACUGAAUGCAGCUCCAGCCUGGAGGAUUUCCGGUCCCGCUUGAAAUCAAUUCUAUGUGAACCCCAACAUGGCAGCUUGGCAGGGGAUGCCGGGUGCAAACUCUGCCCCAGGGACUGGCUGCUGCGUGGGGACCAGUGCUACUGGCUGUCCAAAGGGAGUAAAAACUGGGUUGAGAGCUGGGAUGACUGCUUGGGGAAGAGCUCGCGACUGCUCGUGCUCCAGAGCCAGGAGGAGCUGGACGCCAUACAGAAUGUUACACAAGUUGCAAACUCUGUCUGGGUUGGACUUAAAGUGACACCCCCCAGGGAGAAAUGGACCUGGACGGACAGCUCCCGGUUAGACCCAGCGCGCUUCCCCAUCUCAAGCUCUGCUGCUGACAGCAGCUGUGGGAGUAUAAAAGGCAGCCGGAUUCAGUGGGAGACGUGUGACGCUGAGUUCAAAUGGAUCUGCCAGAAAGAAGCUGCCGUGAUAUAAACCAGGGGCCGGCAACUUUUUCAAACCACAGACCCAAACAACAUCCAAAUUCAGAUGUCAUCUGUCAACUUUAUGGCAGAGGGCUGGGGAUGUGGGGUGCAGGAGUUUGGGGAUGUAGGCAUAUGAGGGACUCA